This is a messenger RNA of Drosophila miranda, 1732 nucleotides long. RefSeq lists its product as uncharacterized. The coding region runs from base 21 to 1442 and encodes 473 amino acids. The transcript has 7 exons. NCBI's taxonomy places the organism in Eukaryota, Metazoa, Arthropoda, Insecta, Diptera, Drosophilidae. The record is from RefSeq and is a predicted model, not a curated record.
AAAAAAGUUGCCAAAUCAAAAUGGUCACCGAGCCGAAGUCCGUUGAGCCCAAGGUCAGCACCAAGGAGGCGCAGUGCCAGUCAUCGGACUGCGAGACUUCCCAGCAGGAGCCGGUCUCGCAAGUAAGCAGCCCGAAAGGCGCCCGUGUGGGGAUCUUCAAUGCCGAGGACUUCUUGUCGCGUGCUCAGAUGAACGACAAAAUCAACAUCUUGCGCUCGCCCACCAAGCCGCCCAACGGGGUGCGCCAGCGCUCCGUCUACACCAACAACCCAUCGCCGCAAGCAAGCUUGCGUGUCGGCAUGACUGGGGGGCAGCUGUCCCAACGCAUGAGCAACAUCUCGCUGUCCUCCGGCACGGACUCCGUGGGCCACAUGGAUCGCGGCAGCAGCUCCAGUCUCGCUAGCAGCGCCACCGUUGGCACCAACACCAUCACCAGCGGCAUUUCCAAGGAGUGCGCCAAUUACCCCGUCGGCAGUCAGUCGGCCCGUCCAUACGCUCAACUGCCGGGCAUACACAUUUCCAACCCUCCCCAGUACGGGCCAGGGAAUAUGCAGGAAAUAGACGCUGGCAAAAUGGCGCACAACGGCAAGGCACUCACAGGGCGCUACAAUGCCACGCCCACCUAUGGCUUCGACAACGAGCAGAACUACUGCCUGAAUUCCCAACAGUUGCCGUCUCCAAUGCCCCCUCCACCAUACGCCUUGGCACGCGUGAGCAGCACACGCAACUUCGAGCUCGAGAACCACACACCGCCGGCAUGUCCCGGCUCUGGACCCAUUGCCAUGACGAACGGCACCAUCCAGUUGCGCCUCCGCGAUGGCGUGCGGCGGUGCGCGUGCUCAAUCAGCGCAGCAUGGUGGCAGUUGCUCUAUCACGCAACUGCAGCAACAACUGUCACCUACAACGGCAUGAAGGGGAAUAACUUUGUUCGCUAUGCCAAGAUGUGGUACAAGGGUGUGAGCUUUACCAGCGAGGCGUGCGCUCUCAUCUACCUGGUGGACACAGCCGGGACGCGCACCACAACCUACACUUUCACCGAUCUGACCAAGGACUACACCCUGGCAGUGUUCUAUGACGACUCGCGCCAUGGUCCCUCUUAUAUGGCUGAAGCCCAUGACGUGAUUGCCAAUUCAGCUUACACCUGUACCGAGGAUGGCACUGAGAUCUAUGACUUAAACGGAUUUCGCAUCACCCAGGCAGCCGAUGGCCUGGUGAAGGUCACUCGUGUGGACAACAAGUGCUUAAUUCGCACCAGUCCCGGCAAUGGAUCGGCCACUUUGACCACACCUGGCAUACAUUGCACUGCCUCUCUGGGCAAGACCUCGCAUCUGUUUGUUCGUCGCAAUGAGAAGCGCAUGCACUUCGAUGGAUCCUGUUUCAUUGAACGCAACGCCGGACACUCCGCCGGCUUCAAUGAGAACAACCUGCUCAUUGUCUACUGAGCGGCGUUCAUAGUCCGGAGAUAGAAACGGCGCAGUGGUAGCCCAUCCCACACGCACACACUCACACAUGUCAACACAUUUCACCUGGAACACAUACAUAGACACCUACAGCAGCACACUUGAGGGACCUUGACGUGGCGAGAGGGAUUCAGUUAGGAUCCCGGAAUUUAGGAAUCUCAAAAUCAAUUUGGGAAAUAAGUUAGAAAGCAAAUAUGUUCGUACAAAAACCAGCACCACACCACACCACACACACACACCUCAGCGAAGGAACUCAGCCCAGUCCUAUCUGG